Messenger RNA from Lichtheimia ornata, 330 nucleotides. RefSeq lists its product as uncharacterized. NCBI's taxonomy places the organism in Eukaryota, Fungi, Mucoromycota, Mucoromycetes, Mucorales, Lichtheimiaceae. The transcript has a single exon. The record is from RefSeq and is a predicted model, not a curated record. The coding region runs from base 1 to 330 and encodes 109 amino acids.
AUGGCGAGUUUCCUAACACUAACCUCGACAACACACCACGAAGAGGAUGAUUCCGCGGUACACUAUUAUCUUCCAUAUGGUUCUACCCACGAGAAUCUAUUGAUGCUAUAUGAUGUGGAUGGCCCUCAUUCAACAGCCGAGCUGAUACAUGCACACGAUCCCAACGAAUUUGUACGUCUCACUCCCGAUGAUGUGGUUUCCCAGGAGUUGUGGCCACUGCCAGCAUCUUUGGAACCAAGUCCCUCGACACAUGAGCCUCUCAAAUACUUCCUCCAAGAUGAGAAUAGCACAACCACUGUGGUGUUUCAUCAAGAACCCAAUAGCAUUUGA